Molecule: messenger RNA, 471 nt
Organism: Ascochyta rabiei
Lineage: Eukaryota; Fungi; Ascomycota; Dothideomycetes; Pleosporales; Didymellaceae
Exons: 1
Coding region: 1-471 (156 amino acids)
Source: RefSeq, a predicted model, not a curated record
AUGCGCUUCAUACGCCUAAAACGCUUCACAUUCUGGCACUAUCUCCGCCCGCAAUCUUACACUGCAGCAAACCGGAAACGCAUGGCCGAAGAAAAGGCAACAUACUUAGAUCAUCUCGAGCGGUGGCUGAACUACGAAGAUGCGCUUGACUCUCCUCCGCUCGCCGACGGGAUGAAUACCGAAAAGGUCGCCCAACCCGUGGUGCACAAACGAGUGGAUUCAUUUAUAGCCUCGGAUCACCCGGGAGCUGCUCUUGAAGCUGCAGAGGAGGAUGCGCGGGAUGUAGCGGCCAAAUUAAAGCGAACAGCUGAUAACGACAAUGUCACGCGAUUAGAUGUGCAAUUCCCACUUCCAUCGUGUGCACGGGAUGAAGCUGACCAGGGUUGGGCGGAUGACCGAGCGUUGCGUGAAAUGAAAGCGGCGCAAGCCUGUUCUGUCGUGCAGAAGGUGAAAAACGUUCUGGGUCUAUAG